AUGCAUUUCCUCCUUCCCCUCACCCUCGGCCUCCUGCCGCUCAUCAACGGUGCGCCCAGCCCCGCGCCCGCAACGACGGGACCCGUCAAGGCGCACCUAUCGCUGGACGGUAUCGGUCCCGUCUUCGUGGACGGGUCGUUGAAGCUGUGCGUGCAGAACUCGUCGGGACGCAACCUCGACGGCCUCGCGCUGGUCAAUGCGCACGGCAAGGCGUUCAACAUCGUGUGCGACCUCAACCAGCCCUACAGCUGGGCCAACCAGUGCCAUGCCGUCCCGGCCCACCAGUGCCAGGAGCGCGCGUGCCACGCCCCCGCCCCCGCCGCCGCCGAUGGCAGGAAGGGAGGGAAUGCGCAGGUUUGUUCGGCAGAGGGUAACAAGUGUCUCUACCCCAAGUACGCUGCCUUCGACCAGUACGGGUGUGUGCAGCCCUGGCGCAUCCAGAACGAUGGUCCCGUCAGGAGCGUCGCGGAGAUUCUUUCGACGCGCGGUGCCAAUGUCACGUUCGAGGGCGCCACCAGGGGCAGCAAGGGUACGACCGAGCACCACGCCUUCAACGGCGUCACGUUCACCGCCGUCAACUGA
This is a messenger RNA of Pseudozyma flocculosa PF-1, 582 nucleotides long. RefSeq lists its product as uncharacterized. The transcript has 2 exons. The coding region runs from base 1 to 582 and encodes 193 amino acids. The record is from RefSeq and is a predicted model, not a curated record. Lineage: Eukaryota; Fungi; Basidiomycota; Ustilaginomycetes; Ustilaginales; Ustilaginaceae.